Messenger RNA from Rhodotorula graminis WP1, 822 nucleotides. RefSeq lists its product as uncharacterized. The coding region runs from base 23 to 781 and encodes 252 amino acids. NCBI's taxonomy places the organism in Eukaryota, Fungi, Basidiomycota, Microbotryomycetes, Sporidiobolales, Sporidiobolaceae. The transcript is spliced from 9 exons. The record is from RefSeq and is a predicted model, not a curated record.
GCUGAGCUCCGCCAGUUGCACCAUGGUCAUCCGCGCAGUCAUCUUUGACAUCGGCGGGGUCGUCGUCGGGUCGCCAGUCGCUGCCAUCACCGACGCAGAGAAGCGCUGGGGCCUCCCCUCGCACUGGAUCAACGCCGCCAUCACGGCCAUGGGCGACGACGGCCCGUUCCAGCGCUUUGAGCGCAGCGAAAUCUCGCAGGACGACUUCUACCGCGACUUUGGCGCUCGCCUCAGCGACGUCGACGGCGGCAACAAGGCCUACCGUGUCUACUGCAAGCGCGCACGCAUUGAGUGCCCACCGCUCCCGACCCAGGUCCGCAUCGACGGCAAGGAGCUGUGGGGCAUGAUGAUGGCGCCUGCGCUCGAGCCAGACGAGCUCGUCGUCAACGCCAUCAACCGCCUGCGAGCAUCCAGACGGUACAAGGUCGCCGCCCUGACCAACAACUUUGCGCCCCUGGGCACGGCCGAGGAGGGCGAGGAGACGACUGGGGCGGGCAACGACGCCAUGAGGGGCAUGUUUGACGAGUACAUCGAGAGCGCGGUCGAGGGCCUCAGGAAACCCGACCCGGCCUUUUUCCGCCUCGCGCUCGACCGCGUCGGCGUCGCCCCGAGCGAGGCCGUCUUCCUCGACGACAUUGGGCACAACCUCGCUGCCGCACGCGCGCUCGGCAUGCACACGAUCCGCGUCCAGCACGGCAAGUCGCACGAGGCCAUCGCCGAGCUCGAGAGGCUGCUCGAGAUGGACUUGACGAGCCCGGUCGUCGCGGGCGCAAAGCUGUAGAAGAGUACGAGGGGUCACGAGCGGAGGAAACGAGAGGAGCU